Messenger RNA from Columba livia (rock pigeon), 2983 nucleotides. Its product is annotated as extracellular matrix organizing protein FRAS1-like. The record is from RefSeq and is a predicted model, not a curated record. The transcript is spliced from 7 exons. NCBI's taxonomy places the organism in Eukaryota, Metazoa, Chordata, Aves, Columbiformes, Columbidae. Bases 1497 to 2153 code for a protein of 218 amino acids.
CCACAGCCUGCCCCACGCCAGGUCGGCUUUCCUGACCCCGGAGCAGCUGGGAGGGAUCCAGUUCGACCUGCAGCUGCUGUGGAGCGCUCAGACCUUCGACUCGCCCUCCCAGCUCUGGAGAGCGACCAGCUCCUACAACAGGAAGGACUACUCCGGCGAGCACAGCAUCUCUUCUAGAAGAGGCGCACUGCCGGACCGCAUCCUCACUAACAGGGAGGGGCUGGAUGAAGCGGUAAAGGUUGAGGGCUGCCUUGGCUGCAGCGCCCAUGAGAUGGUGGAGUUCAGGAUCUCGUGUGGCCGGAGCAGGACAGAAGCAGAAUUGCAACCCUGGAUUUCAGCAAGGCAAACUUUGGCCUUUUCAGGCAAUCGCUGGGGGAAAUCCCAGGGGCAAGUCUGCUUGAAGGUAAAGGGGCCCAAGAUAGUUGGUUAGUGUUCAGGGACUGUUUCUACCGGGCGCAAGAUGAGAGCGUCCCGACACGUAGGAAGCCAAGGAAGGGAGCCAGGAGCCCUGCGUGGCUAAACAGGAACUGCUGGGUAAGCUCAAGUGGAAGAGAAGAGUUUCUAGAUCAUGGAAGGAGGGGCUGGCCACUUGGGGAGAACGUCAGGCUGUUGUCAGAGGGCGUAGGGAGGCAACUAGGAAAGCUGAGGCCUCCUUAGAAUUACACCUGGCGAGAGGGGUCAAGGACAACAGGAAGAGCUUUUUCCAAUGGGUAGCAGAUAAAACUGACAGCAGAGGCAAUGUAGGCCCACUGAGGAACGGGGUGGGUGCCCUGGUGACAGAAGAUCCAGAGAAGGCAGAGUUACUGAAUGCUUCUCUGUCUCUGCCUGCCCUGCCAGCGGCUGUCCUGAGGAUCCCGCACCGCUGAGGCCCCAGAGGAGGGCAGGACAGUGGAGCAGUCUGCCUGGUUGAUGAGGACCGGCUUAGGGAGCAGCUGGCAGUCAUCCAUAAAUCCAGGGGUCUGGACGGGAUGCACCCGCGGGUGCUGAGGGAGCUGCCUGAGGCCAUUGCUGGACCGCUCUCCAUCAUCUUUGCCGAGUCUUGGGAAGCGGGAGAGGUGCCUGAGGGCUGGAGGAAAGCAAAUGUCGUCCCUCCUUGAGGGAGUGCGGUCUGGAUGAGCGGGCGGUGAGGUGGACUGGGAACUGGCUGAAGGGAAGAAGCCAGAGAGUCGUGGUCAAUGGGGCAGAGUCCAGCUGAAGCCUGUAUCCAGUGCAGUGCCUCAGGGGGCAGUGCUGGGGCCGGGACUGUUCAAUAUAUUCAUCAAUGAUUUGGACGAGGGAACAGAGUGACUGUCAGCAAGUUUGCUGAUGACACCGAGCCGGGAGGAGUGGUGACACUGGAAGCUGUGCUGCCAUCAGAGACCUGGACAGGCUGGAGAGGUGGGCAGGGAAAAAGGUUCUUGAUCCCCAUCGCCUUCCAGCAGACAAACCGCCCGGUUCCUGUCGUCUGCUCCCUGAACACGGAGUUCCAGCUCUGCAACAACGAGAAGGUGUUUCUGAUGGAUGCCACCAAACCCGGAAUGUCCCUGGCAGAAAUGGAUUACAAAGGGGCUUUUUCAAAGGGGCAAAUCCUUUACGGCCGCGUGCUCUGGAACCCCGGACAGAACCUGAACGCCGCCUACGAGCUGCAGCUGGAAAAGGUCUAUCUGUGCACGGGCAAGGACGGGCACGUGCCUUUCUUCGACCCGACCGGCACCGUCUAUAACGAGGGGCCCCGGUACGGCUGCAUCCAGCCCAACAAGCACCUGAAGCACCGAUUCCUGCUCUUGGACCGAACGCAGCCCGAGGUGACCGAUCAGUAUUUCCACGACGUGCCUCUCGACGCCCACUUCGCUUCCGACCUGGCCGAGUUCCACUCCGUCAGCAGCGCGCCCGGAGGCGACGGCUUCACGCUCAGGGUGGACGCUCUCUACAAGGUCCGUGCCCAGGGGGUCGGGGGCCCCAAAACUCCCGUCUCUGCCCGGGACGUCCCGGGUUCACUGGGUGAAUGGCGGGCGCCGGGCCCGACGCCGCGCAGAGACACCGAAUCCGCGCUGGGGAGGCUCUGGCAGGAUUUUAUAUCCCGAUUUCCCCAGACGGGCCGUAUUUGUCCCCCAGUGGCCUGUGUCUGUUGUACCGUAAAUGAACAGCGGAGCCAGGUACCAAACAAACUCUAGCACGGGAAAGAGAGGUGAGGAAUUUAUUGUGGUGAUGAAGGCGGUUUGUUCUUUGAAAGCAGUCGGGAAAGGAGCUCCUUAGCACCAGUUUAUGAACGUUCCUGAGUUGAUUACUGCAGUUGCCAAAGACAGAUGAGAAGGCUGAACACCCCACUUGGUGAUGACCCCCAUUGCGGGGGCUCCCAAACCACCCCGAGCUGCUCUGUUGGUGUUUGCAGGAGCCAGUGAAGGGGCAGCGGCUGAACGGGGGAGUCAAAGCGCAGAACGCUCUGCAGGACCGGACGGAAGUUUAACGCAGCACCUGCUUUGUGUUGGUGAGAAACGCCUUUCAUGAAUUGUGAAAAAAAUAGACGACUUUAUAAAAAGGAGCUGCAGGUGCCUGCGGGCAGGUCCCGGACAGAGGCAGCGGCGGGCAAGGGUUAAAACCUACAAUGGCCUCAAUAAAGGGGUGGUGGAAAGUGGCCGCAUGUCGCCGUGGUCCUUACGGGUCCCUCUCGUCCCCAGCCCGGGGCGGGGGGGUCAGGCCGAGCCGUGCCCUGAGCUCCCCCGGCCCAUCCCACACCAGCGACUGUUCCCAGACACCUUGCCCCCCCCUCCCCGAUGCGGGGACCCGGGUUCUCGCCGCCAGCUCCAGCUCCAGCCUGUGCAGCUUCAAGCCUGUUUGCGGUUCCAGCUCCUCUGCAGCUGCUUCUGGUUCCAGUUGUUCUGCAGCUCCAGCUCGUUGUGCUUGUUCCACUGAGCUUGGCCUUGGGCCAGAUUGUAAAUCAAUCACUGUCACAAGCUGCCUAGGAAUAUGACACAUGAAUAAAUAUGAACCAAUUAUCUAAUAA